GCGCCGAGGACGGAUGUAAUCCAAUUGUGUUGACAUGCGCACAUCACAGCAAUGAAGAGAAGCUUCUCAGCUCGCAAGUUGUAACCAUUAAACUUCUAAACAUUAGCCAGCCGAGAUGCCAGUGUGUUUCUACAUCUGAUUUGGUCAUGAAAAUAUAGGGUUUCAAAGUGUGGUACUUCUAUACACUGUUCUAUCUUGCAUGGACCCAAAACUGAUGCGCAGGGCCACCAGUGCACGGCAAGACGCUACUGGAAUGGACAUUACUAGCCGGUGUACUCUGGGGGACCCUAAUAAACUGCCCGAAGGGGUCCCCCAGCCUGCACGCAUGCCAUAUGUGUCAGACAAACACCCGCGGCAGACCCUGGAAGUGAUAAACCUUUUAAGGAAGCACCGCGAGCUCUGUGAUGUGGUACUUGUGGUGGGUGCCAAGAAAAUUUAUGCCCAUCGUGUCAUCCUUUCGGCCUGCAGCCCCUAUUUCAGAGCGAUGUUUACUGGGGAGCUUGCUGAAAGUAGGCAGACAGAAGUAGUUAUCCGAGACAUUGAUGAGAGAGCAAUGGAACUUUUGAUCGACUUCGCCUACACAUCACAGGUGACAGUGGAGGAGGGGAACGUUCAGACACUGCUUCCCGCGGCCUGUCUUCUCCAGCUAGCUGAGAUCCAGGAGGCUUGCUGCGAGUUUCUCAAGAGGCAGCUGGAUCCUUCCAACUGUCUUGGUAUCAGAGCAUUUGCUGACACUCACUCGUGCCGCGAGCUGCUACGCAUUGCCGACAAGUUCACUCAACACAAUUUUCAAGAGGUAAUGGAAAGUGAGGAGUUCAUGCUGCUACCUGCCAAUCAGUUGAUUGAUAUAAUUUCCAGUGAUGAACUUAAUGUGCGAAGUGAGGAGCAAGUUUUUAAUGCUGUGAUGGCCUGGGUAAAAUAUAGCAUUCAGGAACGCAGACCACAACUACCCCAGGUGCUGCAACAUGUCAGACUCCCGCUCCUAAGCCCAAAGUUCCUGGUAGGCACUGUUGGGUCAGACCCUCUCAUCAAGAGUGAUGAGGAGUGCAGAGACCUAGUUGAUGAGGCAAAGAAUUAUCUGCUGCUGCCACAAGAGAGGCCACUAAUGCAGGGCCCAAGAACUCGCCCAAGAAAACCCAUACGGUGUGGAGAAGUCCUUUUUGCAGUUGGGGGUUGGUGCAGUGGGGAUGCCAUAUCCAGUGUGGAACGAUACGAUCCUCAAACUAAUGAGUGGCGGAUGGUGGCAUCCAUGAGUAAACGGCGCUGUGGAGUUGGUGUCAGUGUCCUGGAUGACUUGCUGUAUGCUGUAGGAGGUCAUGAUGGCUCCUCUUACCUCAACUCAGUAGAAAGAUAUGAUCCAAAGACCAACCAGUGGAGCAGUGAUGUGGCCCCAACUAGCACCUGUCGGACCAGUGUUGGCGUGGCUGUUCUUGGCGGUUAUUUGUAUGCUGUGGGAGGACAGGAUGGUGUUUCCUGUCUUAACAUUGUCGAAAGGUAUGAUCCUAAAGAGAACAAAUGGACUCGUGUAGCUUCCAUGAGCACCAGGAGACUGGGUGUUGCUGUAGCUGUGCUAGGAGGAUUUCUUUAUGCAGUAGGGGGGUCUGAUGGGACAUCUCCAUUAAAUACAGUGGAGCGUUACAAUCCUCAGGAGAACCGAUGGCACACAGUAUCUCCAAUGGGUACCCGACGAAAGCACCUUGGCUGUGCAGUCUACCAAGACAUGAUUUAUUCGGUUGGAGGUCGGGAUGACACAACAGAGCUGAGCAGUGCGGAGCGUUACAAUCCUAGGACCAACCAAUGGUCUCCCGUAGUUGCUAUGACGUCCAGGCGGAGCGGGGUGGGCCUAGCUGUGGUCAAUGGUCAACUGAUGGCAGUAGGAGGAUUUGAUGGGACCACUUAUUUGAAAACUAUAGAAGUUUAUGACCCUGAUGCCAACACAUGGCGGUUGUAUGGCGGGAUGAAUUACCGACGACUAGGUGGUGGAGUGGGCGUGAUUAAAAUGACUCACUGUGAAUCGCACAUAUGGUAACAGUCCCCUUAUCUGCAUAUUUUGAAAUGGAGGCCAGCAACACUCAUACCUCCAUAAAAGAAUGUUACUUAUGGGAGGAUGAGAGAAAUGUUUGGACAAACACCAUGGAAAAAAACAACACAUUUCUCUGCUCGUCAUUCUUCCUGCAAGGUCAUUUACCUUUUAAAACUAGUCCUCAGUGAUUGAACAUUCUUGCAGCGAGAGCAUACAUUCACCUGAGAUGGUCAAGAUUGGACAAGCAGUUAAUAGGUCCUGGCCCAUUGACUUCAUCUUACUGUUACCCUCUAAGCUUCUAUCUUUAAAACAGGUUUUCAAACAUGCCGAUGUGUGUAGCUGAGGUGUGUUUACCUUGAAGUAAAAAGUUGAUACCAGAGGAAAGCUUGGGUUUUUUUCCGAAACAGACCCAAAACAUUAAAUAAUAAAAUUGCGUUUAAGCAAACAAGCAAUCUUUUUUUCCACCUUCAUUAAGAUAUUUCCUGGCCAGCAUCAAGUGCACACGAUCUGCUCUACUCAUGUUUCGACAUAGAUUCAGGCUGUAAACCAUCUCAGUUAGGAUUCAUAAGUGUAUUUUAAACAUAGAAAGUGAUCAGACAGAUAUUCGCCAACAAAAGGUAGCUCUAUCAUCCUGUUACUUACCAACACGGUAAGAAGGAUGAAGUUAAAAUUUUUUUUUUUAAAAGUCUGAUUAAAGCAUGCUGCAUUUUGCACAUGGCUGGCAAUGCAUUUUAUUACUUUUAACUUUAGGGUUGUUCUUCGUUAUACUGCUGCAAUAAAUACAUGUAUAGAUUCCAAGAGAUUUCAAAGUACGCCUUUUCUGAUAGUUACAGAUCCUUGGCUGUUUUUCUGAUUUGUUCAGUAUAGUAUAUUGCGAACGUCUUUAAAUCAUUAAAAUUAGACUCGGAUGAAAAUUUAUUUCCUCAUUUUAAACCUUUUGAAUUGUAACAAGAUAACAGACCUACUAAGGGCUAUCUCGCAAGAGAAAACAAAUGCCGCUCUUUGGGUCAUUUACAAGAUUUGCUUAGUAAUAAAGAAUGAAUUGGGCCUUAUAUAAUGCAGUGCUAAAAAAUGUUCUAGAACACACCAGAAAAUACAGGUUUUUGUUCACAAAGAGCACAUGAAUAACAAGUACUUUCUUUUUUUGCUUUUAAUUUUUUUUCUUAAUUGGUAUUGGUGCCCUGCGAUUGGUUGGUGACCAGUUCAGCGUGUACCCUGCCUACUGCCCAUAGUUGGUUUGAAUAGGAUCCAAUGCCCCUUCAACUCUAGUGAUAAGUGGCAUGAAAAAUGAAUGAAUAAUUGGUAUUUUGACCACGUGGUCGUUAAAAGUAGAGUUAAUAUAUUUGCUUUGGAGAAAUUUAUUUUCAUUUCAGGAAAGGAAUAAUACAUCUUUGAAUUAGUAUUGCAGGCUGCAAUUUGUGAAUUUUUCAGUGAAUUGCGACCACAAAGUGAGAAUGUGGGUAAAAGAUUAGCACCCAUGGAGCACAUUACAAUAAAAAACAACAAAUGAUUCAGAAAUUAAGAUGUUACUGGCUCGCUGGAUAGGUUCAAUAGUAUUUUACACGAUUCAUGUAUUUGUAUUUGAUUACAACAUGCAAAUCACUUCUUAAUUGUAUUGCUGAUGCAUACACUUUUGUUAAACUUGUUUCAUCAAUUUUUUUCUGCAUUGGUUUCCAUUCCGUGAAAGGGUGAUCGUGGCCAGCACUGUGGUGCAAUGGUGCCACCAGCUGGAGUCUGGAAUAGUGCAGCUGUUCCUUUGUAAUCAUGCUGUAUUUUCCGAGUGGUUGACCUUGUGUGGAAACAGUUUAUGACAACCCCAGAUUGGAUACUCUAAAUCUAUGGCAGUUUAACUGGAUGUUUGAUUUUACAAUUUAAUUUCUGUACUGACACUUUAUUAAACUUCACAAAAAUAUAUUAAAAAGUCCCCAGUUUUUUUUCAGCAGACAUGUCUGCUCUUAAUGUGCAACAAAAGUACGCAACAAAUACUGGCUUGUUUCUUUAAAUGCAGCACUUGGACCGACUUACUCAUACGAGUCAUUACUGUUCUGCAUUUCAUAUCAUUGAUUAAAUGUUAAAGGCAGCUGAGAUCUGAUUGCAUGAAGGAACAGACGUACUCUCGGAUUAAUAAUCAAGAAACUUUACUUUUUUUUUUUUUUUGGUUUAAGAUCCAGGCUACAUUGAUUAUUUAUAUAGUUAUGCAAGUCUUAUUGUCUACCUAUAAAUGCAUAUUUCACAAUAUCUGUACUUUUAAAAUUUGGUCAAUUUGUUAGUGACAUGCAGAGUAAAACCCAGCUUUUGAAAAUAUAAGGGAAAUGUUUUUUGGCGGAAGAAAAAAACAUUUUUUUUUUGAUUCAGUAAUGCAUUCAGCUGGUGUACUUGUUUUCCCCCCAUGAGAAAGCUUUUCUAUUGUUCAUUGUAAACCCACCAAUUAUGUGAUGCUACAGUGGAAGAAGGAAAGAGGCUCAAGAGGUAAAACUAAAUGAAUAAGUAUAUCAUUAAAAAAAAAUUUUUUUUGGGGGGCGGUUUUAUUUCAGGGCAGCACAUGUACUUUUUUCCCCAUGAAACGGCCUUAAUUUAAAUGUUUUCUGGGCCACCAUUUUUUUUUUUAAACCAACUCUGACACAAAGACUGAGGUAUCUAAACUGGAGGGGUUUACCUGAGAGUAAUUUGCUCUUGAAAUGAUUAGUUGGAACUUGCUCAUCUUGUUUGGAGUGACCAAUGUAAAAUGUUUUACAUGUGACCUAAACAGAUUCCUAACACAGCUUCAUUUUUAAGCUAUUGUCAGAACAUAAAAAAUGUUCUCUAUAAAAAAAAAGAAUAAAGUGUGUUUUGGUGAAAA
This is a messenger RNA of Corythoichthys intestinalis (scribbled pipefish), 4862 nucleotides long. It is a transcript of the gene klhl20, whose product is annotated as kelch-like family member 20. The record is from RefSeq and is a predicted model, not a curated record. Gene Ontology annotation, molecular function: protein binding. The transcript is spliced from 14 exons. NCBI's taxonomy places the organism in Eukaryota, Metazoa, Chordata, Actinopteri, Syngnathiformes, Syngnathidae. Bases 200 to 2029 code for a protein of 609 amino acids.